CACAAACAGAUAAGCUUCCUCAGCCAUGACAAGAACAUAAUAUAUAUUUAUUUAUUUUUUUCUUUAAAUUAUCAUCUUUGACUAGCUGACAUUCAAUGUCUUAGUUCUCUUUGUCUCCUCUCUAUCACUCUCUCUAUGUGUAAAGCGCACACACACACAGAAUUGAGCAACAGAAAGAGAAGGAAAUAUGGAAGGGGUAAGUCACCAAAGAAUAAAAACAAAUGGAAUAUGGCUGCACAUAGCAGAGAAAGGCACAGGACCAUUGGUGCUUCUGCUUCAUGGUUUCCCUGAAUUGUGGUAUUCAUGGAGGCAUCAAAUCAGUUUCCUUGCCAACCAUGGAUACCGUGUUGUUGCUCCUGAUUUACGAGGCUAUGGUGACUCUGACUCCCCACUCAGCCCCAGCUCCUACACUGUUUUUCACCUUGUUGGUGAUCUCAUAGGCAUUCUUGAUCAUUUUGGUGAACAAAAGGCGUUUGUGGUUGGACAUGACUGGGGGGCAGCAAUUGGUUGGAAUCUGAGCCUGUACAGGCCUGAUAGAGUCAGAGGUCUAAUAGCAAUUUCUGUUCCUUACUACCAAAGAAAUCCUGAUGAUAAAGUUAUUGAAUCAUUUAAAAGAAUGUUUGGAGAUGGGUUUUACAUAUGUCAAUUCCAGGAACCUGGAAGAGCAGAGAAAGCAUUUGCUAGAUAUGAUUAUUUGACAGUGAUGAAGAAGUUUCUAUUGAUAAGUAAGACUGAUAACUUGAUAGCUCCAUUGGGCAUGGAGAUCAUUGACUAUUUGCAGACACCAGCAGUGGUACCACCAUGGAUUACUGAAGAAGAAUUACAGGUCUAUGCUGACAAGUUUCUAGAAACUGGUUUCACUGGUGCUCUGAAUUACUAUCGUGCAAUGGACCUGAACUGGGAGCUUUCCGGGCCUUGGCAAGGAUCAAAAAUCACUGUUCCUACAAAAUACAUAGUUGGAGACAAAGAUAUUGGCUUUGAAAUAAAUGGUACGAAGAACUAUGUACUUGGAGAUACUUUCAAGAAAUUUGUUCCAGAUCUUGAAGUUGUUGUUUUAGAUGGUCACCAUUUUAUCCAGCAAGAGAAAGCUCAAGAAGUCUCUGAAGAAAUUAUUGCCUUCCUAUGUAAACUUUCAGAAAUUAAGUGAACUUGCCUGGAGACCAGGUUACACACUUUCUAUCUCUAUCUAUAGUUGUAGUGGAAGUUAAAAGAAUAAAACCUUAGGCUACUAGCUUUUUCUUUUUUUAAUAAACCUGAACAUAUGCAUUCAGAAUUUGCUAUUCUAUAUCGUACAAUGCCUUCUUCA
Messenger RNA from Ricinus communis (castor bean), 1306 nucleotides. RefSeq names its product epoxide hydrolase A. The record is from RefSeq and is a predicted model, not a curated record. The coding region runs from base 188 to 1147 and encodes 319 amino acids. NCBI's taxonomy places the organism in Eukaryota, Viridiplantae, Streptophyta, Magnoliopsida, Malpighiales, Euphorbiaceae. The transcript has 4 exons. Gene Ontology annotation, molecular function: hydrolase activity.